Hypomesus transpacificus is the source of this 3922-nucleotide messenger RNA. RefSeq names its product transcription initiation factor TFIID subunit 4-like. The transcript has 16 exons. Gene Ontology annotation, molecular function: protein heterodimerization activity; DNA binding; RNA polymerase II general transcription initiation factor activity. Gene Ontology annotation, biological process: DNA-templated transcription; transcription initiation at RNA polymerase II promoter. Bases 16 to 2928 code for a protein of 970 amino acids. NCBI's taxonomy places the organism in Eukaryota, Metazoa, Chordata, Actinopteri, Osmeriformes, Osmeridae. The record is from RefSeq and is a predicted model, not a curated record. Gene Ontology annotation, cellular component: transcription factor TFIID complex.
AUAGCCAAUCCACGCAUGCGUCUCACGAGCGAACGUAACAGGGCAAAGAUGGCGGCGGGUUCCGAUUUGCUGGAUGAUGUUUUCUUCAACACAGAGGUGGACGAGAAAGUAGUUAGUGAUCUAGUUGGAUCUUUGGAGUCUGAGCUCACGGGAUCGGGUCACGGAGACUCCACGGUCAGGGUCCAGUCUUCAGCAAAUCACAUUCGCAACUCAGCAGUAAGUGGCAAUUCCAAUGUCCAGGGAAGCAAAAUGGGACUUUCACAAGAGCUUGCUAAAGCAGGGACUGGUGGAGUGCAAGGCGGUGUCAUUAAUAGUACGAGGUCCCAAGGUUCAACCAUGGAUGCAGCAGCCGGGACCACAGCGGCAUCGGGAAUGACAGACGGUCAAAGCAAGUUGGGGACAGUCGGUGGGAUUGUAACGGUGGCAGGCAGCGGAAAACCUGACACAACUGGUGUGCAAACUUUGAAUGGAAGUAGCGCAGUGAUAAACUCUCACAAUUCGGAAAGCUCAACUAAUAGCGGUAGCAACAACACUUCACCAGCUACCACUAUUGUCAACAACGGACCUGGCUCUGGAGUCAAAGGAAACGUAAUUCUUUCAUCAACCUCUGGCACUGUCAUUCAAACUCCUUUAAUGAAUACACAUAAUGCUGUCACAUCGACUGUAAUAUCUCAGCCUUCCUCCACUUUGAACAGUGUGCCUACCGUCACACUCGUGAGGCCGCCUAUGCAAACCCCCGGAGCAAACACUCCGCAGAGCGGGAGCAACACCGUUCUGACAUCAGCUGUCAGCGUUGCCAAUCCUGCAUGUUCAGGACCUCAGACUAACAAAUUCGAAACACCAAAAACGAUUAUUCAAACAACAGCACAGAAUACGGCGUCCAGUGCUACAGCUGCAGUGAAAAGCCCGACGACUUUACAAAACGUAAUAAGGACUUCCAUCCCAACAUCAAUUGCUGCGAAUCCUGGCGGAAUACGAGCAAUUGCUCCGCAAGUGUUGGCACCACGGCUUGCCCAGCCUCAACAGAAUGCUCCAAACAUCCAAAACAUUCAGCUUCCGCCAGGGAUGGUCCUGGUGAGAAGUGAGACUGGGCAGCUGUUGAUGAUCCACCAGCAGACCCUGGCCCAGAUGCAGGCUCAGUCCCAGUCCCAAAGCGCCAUGGCCCCACGGCCAGCCACGCCCACCAGCACUCCCUCUGUCCAGAUCAACUCUGUUCAGGCUCCAGGGUCCCUGUUGACCCGUCAGGUGUCCCCCACCAGCAUCAUCAAGCAGGGUUCCCCAGUGCAGGCUGGUGUGCAGGCCACCACCACGCUCCAGAGGCCUCCGGUACUGCAGAACACCAUCAUGCUGGGAGGGUCGGCCAGCACCCCAGGCCAGCCUCUGGUCACGCCCUCCCCAGUACAGGCUGGCUCUGCUGCGGCGAGGACCCCCGCUCCUCCCUUGGCCGUCAGCACGGAGACUGUGGAGAAUGUGAAGAAGUGUAAGAACUUCCUGUCCACGCUGAUCAAGUUGGCGUCCAGUGAAAAGCAGUCCUCUGAGACCACAGCCAACGUCAAGGAGCUGGUCAAGAACCUUCUGGAGGGGAAGAUUGAAGCAGAGGACUUCACUAGUAGGUUGUACAAGGAGCUCAACUCUUCUCCUCAGCCCUACCUUGUGCCUUUCCUCAAGAGGAGUCUCCCUGCUCUGCGUCAGCUGACCCCAGAUUCGUCAGCCUUCAUCCAGCAGAGUCAGCUUCCCCUGCCCAGCGCCCAGCCUGCCCCCGCCCCAGCCGCCUCCACCGCCCUGACUGCCGUGGUCUUGGGGGGCCCAGCCGCCCAGAGACCCUCCCUCUCCUCCAGUAGCAGUGUGGGGGCCAAACAGUCCCCGGUGAUCAGCCUGGCCCACACACCCCUCAGCAAGCCCAGCCUGAUUGUGCCCCAGCAGCAGGGGGCCCUGGUGAGACCCCAGGUGACCUUGUCCCAGUCCCCCAUGGUGACCCUCCGAGGACAGACCCACAGUCGCGUCAUCAUGGGGCAGCCGCAAAUGGUCAAGCAUCUGCAGGCAGUGCCUGUGAUGAAGCAGACUGUGGGCCCCGGGGGCCGACCAGCAGCAGGGCCCUCGUCUCUACUGACGGCAGCCCAGAGGAACAAGCUGAAGGAGGCGGGGGGAAGCUUCAGGGACGAUGAUGACAUCAAUGAUGUUGCCUCCAUGGCUGGAGUCAACCUGUCGGAAGAGAGCGCCCGUAUCCUGGCAACAAACUCUGAGCUUGUUGGCGCGGUGACCCGUUCCUGUAAGGAUGAGGCCUUCCUCGCUACCUCUUCACUGACCCGCAGAGUCCUGGAAAUAGGUAAGAAGUUUGGAGUCGCUGAACUGGGCCCUGAGGUCAUAAACUACAUAUCCCAUGCUACUCAGCAGCGACUCCAGAACCUGCUGGAGAAAGUGUCUGAGGUGGCACAGCAGAAAAACAUCACAUUCAAGGAGGAUGAUAAGCACGAGCAGGCGAGUGAUGUCCGGGCUCAGCUCAAGUUCUUUGAGCAGCUGGACCAGAUGGAGAAGCAGAGGAAGGAGGAGCAGGAGAGGGAAAUCCUCAUGAAGGCUGCCAAGUCUCGGUCGCGGCAAGAGGACCCUGAGCAGCUCCGGCUAAAACAGAAGGCCAAAGAGAUGCAGCAGCAGGAGCUGGCCCUGAUCAGACAGAGAGAGGCUAACAUGACUGCCCUGGCAGCCAUCGGCCCCCGCAAGAAAAGGAAGAUGGACUCUCCCAUCAGCGGGGCCACAGCUGAGGGCUCGAGCUCUGGCCCCUCCCGGGAGGGGGGGUCGGGAGGGGGGGGCUCCAGACAGUUCACCCGCCAGCGCAUCACCAGGGUCAACCUCAGGGACCUGCUUUUCUGCCUGGAGAAUGAGAGAGAGACCAGCCACUCCCAUCUCCUCUACAGAGGCUUCCUCAAAUAGUACAGAGAGACCCAGGCCCCACCCAAAAGACUACACUGACCAGCUACACUCAAACUCAUCAAAAUGUGACAGAGGAUGAGCCCUCCCUGUUAUGCGUACAUCCUCCUCCUAGGUCAUGGCACAGAGGGACAAGAGAGCAGCAGUGUGCUGAAGAAGCACUCAUGUUGUGAAGUGCUCAUGGAGACCAGAAUGGGCCUGGGGGCCUGGCAGGCUCCCACCAGACCUGUCAUAGACUGCCUCUACUGCCUCUACUGCCCUGAUCCAGAGGCCUCUACUCAACUGCAUGCUCCCCUGUUGGAGGGGAAACAUCUUUACAAUUGUUUUUAUUUAAACAUUUUAAUAGAAGUGGGCUUUUGUUUUACCAGGUCUAACAAACCAGUAAAUGCAGUCAAAUCAUGUAUCAAACAUUCUAACAUAAGGCUUACAUAAGACCUGGGCAAAACUAUGGUUGAUGACAAUGUUGAUUCUAGUUAUGGACACAGUUUAAUUUUGUUAUUUUACUUACCAUAGAACUAUUUAAUGCUUGUGGAUUAUUUUAACUUAACUAAUAGUCUUGUCUUCUGCUGAGUUGCCUUCUUGCCAAAAUAAGCCAUAUGAAUCAUACAUGUUGAACUCUUCAGGUUAGGUAGUGUUAGUUUGAAUCUGAUAGGAGCAACACUCUGUCUCUUAAUGUAACUGUAUUUGUACUCCUUUCAGCUUUGGAUUAUCUGUUUGUCCCUUGUGUGCAAUUGUUUUUGACUUGGUUUGAAAAGAGUUAUAAUUAUUUAUGUCUGCGUGUGCGUGUGCGUGUGCGUGUGUGUGUGUGUGUGUGUGUGUGUGUGUGUGCGUGCGCGCGUGCGUGCGCGUGUGUGCGUGCGUGCGUGCGUGCGUGUGUGUGUGUGUCCGUCCUCUGGCCUGCUGGAGCCUCUGCUGUGGUGGGUCAGAGUGUUGGACACACUGUCAGACCUGCCACAACACACACCCCACCAACAGGAUAGACUCAUUACUAUUUUUG